CAAAUAUGUUUCACUAUUUACUUUCGUUAAUUUUCAUAGUGCAAUUUGCUCUUGCCCUUGACCAGAAGCACAUCUUCACAUCUCUCCAACUUACAAGUCAAAGAGGUGAUAAUAAACCACUAUCUCCAUGGAUUGCCAAAGUUGGUUUCAACUUUGAAAACAUUUCCCAAUACUCCAACUAUGAAGCUUUUAAUUUGAAAAUGCCAAAUGUUUACCGUGUCAAAUUUGAUGGUGAUUCUGAUACUUUAAGUGCAACUUCAGGUGGUAAAACACUAUUCACUUGUCGUCAAAAUUCUGGUUCAUACUACUUGGAUUUUUCAAUGUUAAGUUGUAACAUUCAAGAUGAUCUUAUUGGUGCUGAUUUCCACUCUAUCAGUGGUGAAAUUCAAUUCACUGUUUUCUUUGGUGUUGGUGGUAGUGCUUCAAGUGUUGAAAUUGGUCAUGCAAAUGCUUUCAAAGCUGGUCAAAAUACAAUCACUUGGAAUGGUGAUUUAACUACAACCAUUAACUUAGCUGCUCAAGAAUACACUGAUGGUCUUUAUCCAUUUUCUCAUACUACUGGUCAUGAUUCCGUUGAAGAUUAUUUCUUAUUACCAGCUUGUGCAGAAGGUUCACAAUCAGGUAGCAUUCAAUUAGAUUUUGGUGCUAAUGUCCAAGGUGAAGGUAAAAUCAAUUGUGACUUGACUCAAAUUUAUAUCACUAAUGAUCUUAAUGACUGGUUGUUUCCAAAAUCUUAUGAAAAAGUUGAUUUUGGUGUUACUUGUUUCUCCUCAAUGAUUCUUCUCAAUUAUAAGGACUUACCAGCUGGUUACAGAAUUUUCAUCACCACUUUCCAAUACCAAACAACAACCAAAUUAACUUUAACUAAUAAAGUUAGAUAUAAUGUCCAAUGUCCAAGUGCUUCUAAAACUACAACUGCUGAUUAUGUUCAAAACAUCAACAUUGCUACAAGACAAGCUACUGCUACUGCUUUACCAUUAUACAUCACCACCUCCGGUUAUGAUGGUUCAACCACUUCAGUUUCAACCACCAUUGAUAAAACUUCCCCAACUGCUGGUACUAUUUAUGUUUUGACUCCAAAUCCAAAACCUUCAACCACAACCACCACUACUUCAACUUGGUCAAAUACUUAUGCUACAACUACUACUGAGCCAUUCUCCUCAGGUGACUUGACUAUUACUGUCGAUGUUGAUGUCCCAGGUCCAAAGCCUUCAAGUUCAAGCUCAAGUGUUGUUAAAUCUUCAAGUUCAAGCUCCUCAAGCUCUUUGACUUCAGCAAAACCAACAACAACAACCACUACUACUUCAACUUGGUCAAAUUCAUACACUACCACUACUACUGAACCAUUUUCCUCAGGUGAUUUGACUAUUACUGUUGAUAUCGAUGUACCAGGUCCAAAACCAUCAAGUUCAAGCUCUUCAACUUUAAGCUCAUCUUUUGGUACUACCACUUUGGCUCCAGCUGAAUCAACAGUCACCACAACAGUUGAAUGCUCAUUAUGUACUAAAUCUUCAAGUGCUUCAAGCUCAAUCGCAGUUUCAUCCUCAUCUUCAUCUUCAAGUGUUAUUGUUCCACCAUCCUCUUCAGCUUCAUCAAGUGUUAUUGCUCCACCAUCUUCAUCCUCAAGUAGUGUGAUUCAACCAUCCUCAUCCUCAUCAUCAUCCACUACUGUUUCAUCAUCAAGCUCUGCUAUUGUUGUUUCAUCCUCUUCAUCUCUCAAAUCAUCAUCAUACUCAUCCUCAUCAAUCUCAGUUCCUUCAUCAACCUCAUCAUCAACAAUUUCUUCAAGCUCAAUUUCCUCAACAACUUCAUAUGCUCCAGUCUCCUCUUUAAGCUCUUCAUCAGCUUUUGAAAUUUCUUCAUCAUCCUCAUCUUCUGUUGUCAUAUCAUCUUCAUCAGUUGCUUCUUCUACAAUUGCAUCCUCAAUUGUCUCUUCUUCAGUUAUCUCAUCAGUUGUCUCAUCUUCAGUUAUCUCAUCGGUUGUCUCAUCCUCACCAUCCACCAUCAUCGUUCCAUCAUCAUCAUCAGUUGUUGUCAUUCCUUCUUCAUCAUCUAUUAUCAUUUCAUCUUCUUCAAGCGAAGCUGUUUUGUCAUCAUCAACCUUUAGUGAAGAAUCAUCAAUUGUUUCCAUUCCAACAACUGUCUAUAGCUCAUCAUUCUCUAAUGUUGUUAGUUCAGUUGUUGUCUCCUCAGAAGCUUCAAUUCCUCCAUCACCAGCUAUUCCUUCCUCUUCAGAAGUUGCUUCAACAGUUAGUACAUUCCCAGGUUCAAUUGAUGCCUUCCAACCAUCAUCAUCAAGCUCAAUUGUUAUUCCAUUCUCAUCAUCAUUUUCAACUGUCUUAACUACUACUGAAACCCCUGUUGAACCAUCCACCUCUACACCAGCCACUAUUUCAUCUGUUGAAAAAUCAAUCUCAUCAUCAGUUCCAACAGCUACUCCAGUUGAAGAAGUUUCUACUUAUGUUACCACUUCAGGUGAUAAAGUUUACACAAUUACCAAAACUCAUACUAAUUUUGAAACUCAAUACCCAUCAACUCCAGAGCAACCAGCCACUACUGAAGCAGUUGAAUCAUCCACUACCCCAGCUGUUAUUGAAAAACAAUCAUCAACAUCUACUCCAAUUAUUCCAAGUGUUGCUAUCAGUACCAGUCCAUCAGUUGAACAAUUUGAAGGUGCUGCUUCCAAAUUACAAUUGAGUUCAACCGUUUUAUUAUUUCUUUCUGUUUUGUUCCUUUGAUUCAUUUUUUUUCCAGUUUUUUUUUAACUUAGAAUUAAUAAUUUGACUAUUUCUUCUCAAUUCAG
Hansenula anomala is the source of this 2803-nucleotide messenger RNA. It is a transcript of the gene SAG1, whose product is annotated as Sag1p. The record is from RefSeq and is a predicted model, not a curated record. Gene Ontology annotation, cellular component: fungal-type cell wall. NCBI's taxonomy places the organism in Eukaryota, Fungi, Ascomycota, Saccharomycetes, Phaffomycetales, Wickerhamomycetaceae. Gene Ontology annotation, biological process: cell adhesion. The transcript has a single exon. The coding region runs from base 6 to 2738 and encodes 910 amino acids.